Cucurbitaria berberidis CBS 394.84 is the source of this 1296-nucleotide messenger RNA. RefSeq names its product NAD(P)-binding protein. Gene Ontology annotation, molecular function: oxidoreductase activity, acting on NAD(P)H, oxygen as acceptor. The record is from RefSeq and is a predicted model, not a curated record. NCBI's taxonomy places the organism in Eukaryota, Fungi, Ascomycota, Dothideomycetes, Pleosporales, Cucurbitariaceae. Bases 95 to 997 code for a protein of 300 amino acids. Gene Ontology annotation, cellular component: intracellular anatomical structure. The transcript has 2 exons.
UCCGAAGGUAUGUGAUCUGUAUAUAUAUAUUAGAUGGUUUCCAAGUACACAGCUCAACUCUCAUCGCGACCCAGUUUUGGCCAUCUCCUUCAAAAUGCCUGACACUGCAGCCGACCGCGCUUCGCUCGUAAACCGACAAUUACCAGAGAUGGUACUCUCGACAGCCGAGAACCCGCUCACAGCACCAAAUCCUCCCCCAGACAAUCUUUCCCCGGCUCAAAGAGCGCAGUACAGAUUCCAAGUCAAGGGCAAUGCGAUCAUCACUGGCGGCGCAGGCACUCUCGCCCUCGAAGCGGCACAAGCCCUGCUCGAACACGGCGCCUCAGGCUUAGCCCUUUGGGACAUGAAGCCUGAUCAGGCCUUCGAGUCUGUCAAGCUCCUGCACUCCAAGUUCCCCGACCGGCGCAUAAUCACCGAAGCUGUCGAUGUGCGGGACGAAAACGCCAUUGCAUCAGCCAUUGAGAGCACUGUCAAGGUCUUGGGCAGCAUAGACAUACUGUGUUGUUUCGCGGGUGUGGUAGGCUGCACACAUGCUAUAGAAAUGAAGGCCGACGAAUGGCGCCGCACACACGAUAUCAACUUGACAGGCUCAUUCCUUUGCGCGCAAGCCGUAGCACGCCAACUACGCCAUCAGGGGACAGGCGGGAGCAUCGUCUUCACAGCCUCGAUAUCCGCACACCAUACAAAUUACCCACAACCACAAUGCGCAUACAACUCCUCCAAGACCGCUUUAUUGUCGCUGGCCAAGAGCCUGGCCGCCGAAUGGAGCAGUUACGGCAUACGUGUCAACUGUUUGAGCCCGGGCUACAUGAAUACCAUACUAAACGAGGGAGAAGGGCUCCAGAAAGCCCGUGACUCGUGGAAUGCGAGGAAUCCCAUGGGGAGGAUGGGGCACCCGUGGGAGUUGACGGGGCCGCUGGUUACCUUAUGUAGUAAUGCGGGGAGGUAUAUCAAUGGCACGGAUAUCAUCGUCGACGGCGGCGCUAUGGUGUUCUAGGUGGGCGCUAUGGGGAUGGGAGCGUUGACUGACAUGUCUGCUUAAUCAGAUCUGAUUCAGCUGGCUUAGCGAAAAAAUCCAUCAGUUACCCCACAGCUCGCCUCUACGUCUCCCAAUAUGUGCACUAUAGAGAGCAAUCUCGCUGUGCACAACAAUCCUGCAUCGCCAAAAUGCAAUAAGAAGAGGCGCCUACGCACACUCGGGUUUGCAGCCGGACUUGAAGUCGAUCAUAAGAUUUCAAGUGCGGCUGCCCGAUGUAUAUUUACUCAACGCCUUUGUGCGGCUUUAUCAUUCCCGUG